This is a messenger RNA of Nyctereutes procyonoides (raccoon dog), 4357 nucleotides long. RefSeq names its product FERM domain containing kindlin 1 (gene FERMT1). Gene Ontology annotation, cellular component: focal adhesion. The transcript is spliced from 15 exons. The record is from RefSeq and is a predicted model, not a curated record. Gene Ontology annotation, biological process: integrin-mediated signaling pathway; cell-matrix adhesion. Bases 169 to 2202 code for a protein of 677 amino acids. Gene Ontology annotation, molecular function: integrin binding. NCBI's taxonomy places the organism in Eukaryota, Metazoa, Chordata, Mammalia, Carnivora, Canidae.
CAGCCGAGCGCCGUCGCCGCCGCGAGCUCGGGCCCCCGCACCCCGCUUCGCGCGCGCCCGGCCUGGGGCGCCUCUCGGCGCGGGCUCCGGGGGCGCAGGCGUCCACGGGUGCGUCGGCGAGGCUGCAGGCCGCCGGCGCGGGGAACGCAGAUACCCGCCUUUGCCACGAUGCUCUCAUCCAGCGACUUUGUAUCUGCUUCUUGGGAGCUCAUCGUCAGAGUUGACGGUCCAAAUGAGGAGGAGCAGAAAGAUGUCACGCUAAGAGUGUCCGGAGACCUGCAUGUUGGGGGAGUGAUGCUCAAGUUAGUAGAACAGAUCAAAAUAUCCCAAGACUGGUCAGACUUUGCCCUUUGGUGGGAACAGAAACAUUGCUGGCUUCUGAAAACGCACUGGACUCUGGACAAAUAUGGAGUCCAGGCAGAUGCAAAGCUUCUCUUCACCCCUCAGCACAAAAUACUUCGCCUCCGCCUGCCGAAUGUGAAGACAGUGAGAUUGCGAGUCAGCUUCUCCGCUGUGGUUUUUAAAGCUGUCAGUGAUAUCUGCAAAAUCCUGAAUAUUAGAAGAUCAGAAGAACUUUCCUUGUUAAAGCCUUCUGGUGACUAUUUUAAAAAGAAGAAAAAAAAAGACAAAAGUAACAAGGAGCCCAUAAUUGAAGAUAUUUUAAACCUGGAGGGUUCUCCAACGACUGCAGGUCCACCAGUAAGUCCUGGCUUAUACAGUAAAACCAUGACUCCCACAUAUGACCCCAUCAGUGGAACGCCAGCAUCAUCCACCAUGACUUGGUUCAGUGACAGCCCUUUGACAGAACAGAACUGCAGCAUCCUGGCAUUCAGCCAACCCCCGCAGUCACCAGAAGCGCUGGCUGAUAUGUACCAGCCUCGGUCACUGGUUGACAAAGCCAAGCUUAACGCAGGUUGGCUGGACUCUUCACGUUCACUUAUGGAACAAGGCAUCCAGGAGGAUGAGCAGCUGCUGUUACGAUUUAAAUACUACACUUUCUUUGACUUGAAUCCCAAAUACGACGCUGUCCGAAUAAACCAACUCUAUGAACAAGCCAGGUGGGCCAUUCUCUUAGAAGAAAUUGACUGUACGGAAGAAGAAAUGUUGAUCUUUGCAGCACUGCAGUAUCACAUUAGCAAACUGUCCUUGUCAGCUGAAACACAGGAUUUUACAAAUGAGUCUGAGGUGGAUGAAGUAGAAGCAGCACUCUCUAAUUUGGAAGUGACCCUAGAAGGUGGAAAAACGGACAACACUUUGGAGGACAUUACUGAUAUCCCUAAACUUGCAGAUAAUCUCAAGUUAUUUAGGCCCAAGAAGCUAAUGCUAAAGGCUUUCAAACAAUAUUGGUUCAUCUUUAAAGACACAUCUAUAGCCUACUUUAAAAAUAAGGAACUUGAGCAAGGAGAACCAAUAGAAAAACUAAAUCUUAGAGGCUGUGAAGUUGUGCCAGAUGUCAAUGUAGCAGGGAGAAAAUUUGGAAUCAAGUUACUAAUCCCGGUUGCUGAUGGUAUGAAUGAAGUGUAUCUGAGAUGUGACCAUGAGAAUCAGUAUGCCCAGUGGAUGGCUGCCUGCAUUCUGGCAUCGAAGGGCAAAACCAUGGCAGACAGCUCCUAUCAGCCAGAGGUCCUCAACAUCCUUUCAUUUCUGAGGAUGAAAAACCGAAACGUGUCAUCUCAGGUGGCUUCCAAUCUCGAAAGCAUGGACAUGAACCCUGAAUGUUUCGUGUCACCUAGAUGUGCAAAAAAACAGAAGUCUAAGCAGCUGGCAGCCCGGAUUCUAGAAGCCCACCAGAAUGUGGCCCAGAUGCCACUGGUCGAAGCCAAACUGAGGUUCAUCCAGGCGUGGCAAUCGCUACCUGAAUUUGGCCUCACCUACUACCUUGUCAGAUUUAAAGGAAGUAAGAAAGAUGAUAUUCUGGGAGUUUCAUAUAAUAGGUUGAUUAGAAUUGAUGCAACCACUGGGAUUCCAAUUACAACUUGGAGAUUCACAAAUAUGAAACAGUGGAACGUAAACUGGGAAAUCCGGCAGGUGGCAAUUGAAUUUGACCAGAAUGUCUCCAUUGCGUUCACCUGCCUGAGUGCAGAUUGCAAAAUCGUGCACGAAUACAUCGGUGGCUACAUUUUCUUGUCCACUCGGUCUAAGGACCAGAAUGAGACACUCGACGAGGACCUGUUCCACAAGCUAACUGGUGGACAGGAAUGAAGCAAAGCAGACCUGCCCACACGCAGAGGGUGAGCCAAAUGUGGUCCUCCCUGGACAGAUGGCAUCCUUGGCUCACACAGUGUGUAGGCUGCAGACUGAUGGACAACAUAUGCUCACCACUGGUCACUCAGAUGAAGAUCCUCAUCUCAUUUCAAAACAGACUGCCUAGCAUAUCCUCUUCCUCUCUUUACCCUGUCCUACCAGUGAUGGAAGGGGCCUCAGUUGCGUUUUCUGUAAAACAUGUGGGUAGGAGACAGGCUAGUACUCAAAGAUUACACCAUGGCCCAGCAUGUGGCUAUAGUUCUAUGACUUCAGAACCCACAAGGAUAUGGCUAGAAGUUACCAGUGUGUUUUUCUGCUUCGUUGCUAAAUCAGCAAAAGACAGAAAGGUCAAAAGCACAUGUAACCAAGGAUAUAUCUUAUUCUACAACUCAGGUAUAAAAAGUAAUUUGUCUUUCCUAACAGAACCACUUUUAGCUCCCAUCUUGUGAACAUGCAGAGGGAGUCUCCACAUACACAUAUACUCUUUCCCUGGGGGUAGGGAGGGGAAAGAUGGAGUUACUGGUACUAGCUGGUGACAAAGGGUCAGAGCAGUGGCUUUCAAUGUCAUCAGCUCACAGUGACUUCUGCAGAAGUGACUACUGACCCAUCUGGUCUUGGACAUUUGUCCCCUUGGGUCACUUCUGCCACUGUAAGUCCUAGUCCAUUCCUGGGGAUCUGUCACCCACCUUUAAAGUCUUUCUUGAUGACACAGGUGACAGAGGUACAGGGAAAUCCAUUCCUCACCCAGCUGCAUAUCUCAGCUGCUUGUCUUCUGAGCUGGGGCUCCAGAAGAUGGGUCCAGUUCUCUCUGUAUAUAAAAACCAUCCUCCCCACACCUCCAGGCUUACCAUGGGGUCUCUAUCCCAGCUGGUCAGGAAGAGAAGAACAAGCUCAUUCUCAAAGACCACCAAGUGCAAGGGCUAACAGUUUCCCCUACUGACUUCUGUCUACAUUUUGCAAAUCAGGAGCCAGUAAUAGACUUCUGUUUUCUCUGCUUUUUUUUGCUCUGUCAUCUCUACCUCAAGACAUGAGCAUGAGCCAGUUAAUUGCCAUCUCACCUGUCAUUUUCUGCUUUAGUUUGUCAGCUUUGGGAGGAGUGGGAUUUGAGAAGGAAAGAAGCGAUAUGGGGGGUAGAGGGAAAUAUCAGAUGGCAUUUAAUUAUGUUUUUAUAAACGUUCUGCUGUCACAGAAAGGACUUGGGUUGCCAGGGUAAAGCAGAGGCUCCAUCUCCAUUUUGAAAUCCUUUAGGGUACAAAAGCUCUGGGGGGCCUGGCCAGAGCUCAGAUGCCCCUAUUCAUCAUCUGUUGCUAUAUUUUCCAACAAAGACAUUUGAGAAGAGAGAUCUUCACAGCUCCAGGAGCCACAUUAGGACAGCCUUGUCUAGGGAACUCCAGGCCCUGAGCUGGAAGCUGUUAUUCCUCUUUCAGACUCUCCUUUGAGUUAAAUGUUCGUGAAAACUCCCCAGGCACCAAGGUGAGCUUCCAAGGCCUCGUUUAAAGCUUGGAGGCAACUCAAUCCCUUGGAAAAUCUGGUCCACAUCAUAAAGAACUUAGUUUGAAAUGUUUUGUAUGGAAACUAGUGCUGAGCAUACUGUUCAACUUGGUGUUGGUCAUUUCUGUGUAGUCUUGGGCUCCAUGAUUUUUAGAACCUAAGUCAGGUCUUUACGAGUAUGUCAGACCCUACAACAAAAUAAUGCUCCUUGAUGUCACAUUUUACCUAUCUCCUACCAAGUACAGCUCUGUAUCAUUUACCAAAGUUAGACCUCCAGUGUGACCCUCUUAGCUUUUCAUGGUUGUCUGACGUUGCCAUGAAAACAUUCAAAGGAGUUUUAAACCAAACUUUCCGGGGAACAUUUCUCCCAUGACUACACUGCCACAUCCCAAAGGAAUAAACAAGUGUGUCAAGAAAAACCUUAAACGCUGCUAUUCCAACGAGCAACUUGAGGACUUUUUUUAUAUUGUGUGCAAAAGGUCAUGUGACUUCCUAUGAUGAAAUUUUAAAUUAAUGUGUGUCUUUCAGCCUCCUAUGCUUUCUUAACUACACUAGAUGGGGAAAUCUGCAUUUAUUAUUAUUUUAUAGGACUUUUUUAAUUAAAUGCUUUAUAUAGAUUUGA